CCGCAGUGACACUAAUGAGCGAGUUCUUCCCACAGGUCUCCUGCCUGGAAGUGCUGACAGAUCAAGGCAACAAAUUUCAAUUACAAGCCCUAAUUUGUGUCCGCAGAGCGUUUGUUACCCAUGUCAGCCCUGCCUGGCCCAUCAGACGGGGCAGAACGUGGAGGAGGAGGAGGAGGAGGAGGAGGAGGGGGAGAGAAGGAACUCAUCUGCAGAAAGGAAUAGAAUUUUUUUCCACUUAAAAAAAACCCAAAACAAUCCCCCCCCCCAAAAAAAAAAAAAAAAAAAAAAACUUGGCUGAUAACUCGGAUUUAAAAAGAAAGGCGAGGAAAAGCCCCAGCCCCUUGCCUGCGCGGUCGGGCGGACGGGAGGGCGGCCGGCGCGGCGGGCCGGGCGCGGGUGCCGGUGCCGGCGGCCGCUGGGCGCCUGGAUGCGCGGGCUCUAGGGUGGCGGGCAUGGCCGACAAGCGGCGGUCCUCGCCAGGCACCACCAUGAGCCUCAAGGCUCACGCCUUCUCCGUGGAGGCUCUCAUCGGAGCCGAGAAGCAGCAGCAGCAGCAGCAGCCGCCGCGGCAGCCCAAGCGGAGGAAGCUGGGCGGCGAGGACGAGGCGGCGGAGGACGAAGGCGGCAGCGGCUGCUGCGCCAAGAGCUCUCCCGCCGCCGCCGCUGCCGGCAGGACCUGCGGCGACAUGGACCUGGGCUGCGCCGCUCGCGCCCCCGCCGGCGGCUGCGAGGAGGGCUUCCUGGCGGGCUCCCCGCCCGCCUCCCCCGGCGGCUCCCCCAAGAGCUCUCGGCCCGGCUCGCCGCUGCCCACGCCGCAGGCGCCGCGGGUGGAUCUGCAGGGCGCCGAGCUCUGGAAGCGCUUCCACGAGAUCGGCACCGAGAUGAUCAUCACCAAGGCGGGAAGGCGGAUGUUUCCUGCAAUGAGAGUGAAGAUCUCAGGUUUAGACCCACAUCAGCAGUAUUACAUUGCUAUGGAUAUUGUGCCAGUGGAUAACAAAAGAUACAGGUAUGUUUAUCAUAGUUCCAAGUGGAUGGUGGCUGGUAAUGCUGACUCCCCGGUGCCGCCUCGUGUUUAUAUUCACCCUGAUUCACCCGCCUCGGGGGAGACGUGGAUGAGACAAGUGAUCAGCUUUGACAAACUGAAGCUUACCAAUAACGAGCUGGAUGAUCAAGGGCAUAUUAUCCUUCACUCUAUGCAUAAAUAUCAGCCUCGUGUCCACGUCAUCCGAAAAGACUGUGGCGAUGAUCUGUCCCCUGUCAAGCCCAUCCCCUCGGGAGAGGGGGUGAAAGCCUUCUCCUUCCCUGAGACGGUCUUCACCACUGUCACAGCAUACCAAAAUCAGCAGAUAACUCGUCUGAAGAUUGAUAGGAAUCCAUUCGCCAAAGGCUUUAGAGAUUCGGGCCGUAACAGAAUGGGACUGGAAGCUCUGGUAGAGUCUUAUGCCUUCUGGAGACCUUCUCUGAGGACACUUACAUUUGAAGACAUACCUGGGAUACCCAAGCAAGGAAAUGCAGGUUCCUCUACUUUACUCCAGGGAUCUGGCAGUGGAGUGCCAUCUACCCACCCUCACCUUUUACCGGGCUCCCCUUGCUCUUCUCCAGCCUUCCACCUCAGCCCCAACACCAGCCAGCUGUGCACCCUUGCUCCAGCUGACUACACGGCCUGUGCCCGCUCAGGCCUGGCGCUGAACAGAUACAGCACUUCCUUGGCCGAGACCUACAACCGGCUCACCAACCAGGGCGGCGAGACCUUCGCUCCCCCAAGGACUCCCUCCUACGUCGGCGUCUCGAGUAGCGCAACUGUGAAUAUGUCCAUGAGUGGCAACGAUGGGGAUGCCUUCAGCUGCCCGCAGACUGGCUUAUCCAUGCAGAUUUCAGGGAUGUCUCCUCAGCUCCAGUACAUCAUGCCUUCCCCAUCCAGCAAUGCCUUUACCGCUAACCAGACCCACCAAGGCUCCUACAACACGUUUAGACUGCACAGUCCCUGUGCGCUCUAUGGAUAUAACUUUUCCACAUCCCCUAAACUGGCUGCCAGUCCUGAGAAAAUCGUUUCUUCCCAAGGAAGUUUCUUGGGGUCCUCGCCAAGUGGAACCAUGACGGAUCGGCAGAUGUUGCCCCCCGUGGAAGGAGUGCACUUACUUAGCAGUGGGGGGCAGCAGAAUUUCUUUGACUCUAGGACCCUAGGAAGCUUGACACUCUCGUCUUCUCAAGUGUCUGCACAUAUGGUUUGAUGAAGCCUUUAAGUAAAAGUACAGUAUGUUUGGUGUCUACAAUGUAUUUCUUUUGGAAUAUGAAAGGACACUCGAUGUAGCUUGUAAAGUGUGUGUGUAUAUAUAUAAUAUGAGAGGAAGUUUCACUGAAAUUUUGACUUGCUUGUGGCCAGAUUAUUCUCCUAUUUUGAGUUACACAGAGUUUGCUGCGGUGCAGACUGCUUCAGUUUUCUGGUAUAAUACACGUAGUUGUAUAACACAUUGGGACAUAUGCAACAAAUUAAGUAAGACUUCCUCCCCUUUCCCCCUCCUCUGUUCUAACCCCUUUAAAGAAUGAAGUGACACUUGGAGUAUUAAACAACACAAAAAAAGCCCACUUAUAUUUCCUAUAGUACUAGUGAGUUUCUUUAAAACAUUCAUACAAUAAGCUGAUGCACCAAAGACAUUUUACAAGUUUCUUCUGUUAUAAGGGAUACAAAGGGUAUUUGGACCUCUCAGUGUUAAGCAUCAAGCAUCCAGCCUAAAAUAGAAGUUUAGCUAAUGGAUUAUUUACAAAGUAAACAGAAAGAUUAGUUUGCCUUCUCAUGAUAUGCUGGUUUUAGCUUAUCAAUGGCACGGCAUUCUCACUAGAAUUUGUUUUUUUCAGCAUUAGUCUAGAUUUAUGAUUAUAUAUUUGAAGACAAAUGAUGCAUAUUCAAAUUGUGGUGAUAGGAAUUAUUCAAAUCAACAGCACUAGAAGCAGCAUUCCUUUGUAUGAAAUGAAUGUUGUGGUGCCUAAUUUUUGUCAAAGGUAGGGCUUGAUUCAUUUUUUCCUCCAUAAAUAUUGCCUAUAGGACAUUUACUGGACACUAGGAUAUUCUAAUGUAUCUUUGUUUUUGUAUUUUUACUUUUUUAAAGGAAAAUUCAGUUUGAUUUAGGGAAAAAAAAAGUGAGCAGGAUGAGAAAUUCCGUUAUUGGUUUUACCUGUUUUGUGUGUGUGACAUGUUUUGGGUUUGGUUUUUUUCUUUUGUGUUUGCUUGGUUGUUUUUCUUUUUUUUUAAUAAGGGCAAAAGGUCCUGCAUCCUCAGUGUUACAAAAAUGACCCAGUUUGCCCAAAAGUGUUUCUGGAAGCAGAACGUUGUCAUAGCUGCCUUCCUGUUGCUCUGGUUUUGUCCUGGAAUAGGAGAAGUUUCCUUCAUUCCCCCCUCUGGUUUCUAAAUGGCACUUGUAAGAAUGUAGAUCACCAUCUGCUCCUGACCAGACUGCUCCAGAGUCACAAGGACACAGGGAGACACCAUGGUGAAAUUUCUGCCCUCAUCUGCACCUGCACAGCCCAGGUGUGUAUCAGUCCUUUUGCAACAGCUGCCUCUCAGCUGCCAGUCUGUCAGAGCUGAGCCACAGGGGUUGUGAAACAAAUUUUAGUUCUUGAGAGAGCAGGUCAUCUUCAACAGCAUGCUAAUCCUAAUUUAUAUUGUGCAGGUGAUGUAAAGGCAUUCUAAGGUGGGUACAGAUGUGCUUGAAAAUGCUUCCCCAGUCAGCACUGAAGGAGAUUAAGGUCUUUCAGGUUUAUGUUUGUUGGAUUUUUUUUGGUGAAGGUGAAUUUUCAUGUGUCUCAAGUGUUCUUAUACCUUUUCAGACAAAUAGUGGGCUUUCCCACUCUCACUUCAGAAAAGACUCAUUUCAGCUAAUAUUUCUUCAGUGGGGUGGAAAUAAUACAUGCAGAAACAGCCCUCUUGCUACCUCCUCUUAUCUGGGAAUAGAACAGCAAUCUUUAAGCCUGUGCCUGAAGAAUGCUUUACUUCUAUUGGUUUUGUAUUUGUUUCUGUUAAAGUUACGUAUAAAGUUCUCUUUCAACGUUAGAAAGAGAAGACGAUGCAAUUGAGGUGAUGUGGGCUUGCUUUGCUGUCUUAAACUUUCUAAGUGACCUUUCUGAGUAAAUCUUAGUUCACUCAGUCUCUAUCAGAUAUUUUUCUUCUGAAAAAUGUGAUAAUAGCACUUCUCUUCCUCUGAGGAAGGGGUGACAGUACAUUGAAGAUGCAGAUCAUCUUUACAUUUGCUGUGCUGUGGACAGUAUGUUGCAGAUGAACGGCGGGGUGGUGUUCAUAUUUGAGGAUAACAAAGUAAAUUCGUGUACUUCAGCUCUGUUGCUGGUCUUGGCCGUGCAGUGUCCUUUCAGGCAAACUUCCUAGAAGAGACCUGCAAUGCUAAAAAUGCUAUUCAAACUCAUGCUAUUGGUUUGGGAAAUGGUUCUAAGGUGUAUAGAAGAUAGGAAAAUUUUCAGCUAUGCAAAUUGUUAUAGCUCUAUUGGUUUAAAUGAAGAAGUAACUUGGGUAUAGUUAUUCCUGCUCUGGGCAAAACUUUGAAAUUUUGCAGUUGGAAAAAUACUUAAGUGGAAAUGGUACAAUUAAUCCAUACUUGAAAAAGCAUAAGUAGCCAUAAUAACUUAAGAGCUGUGACUAGGUAGAAAUGUGGAAGAGCUAAAUCAUGCAUGUUCUUAUAAGGAGAGGGAAAAAAAAAGGGUUGUGCAUGGAUGUUCAUGGUGGUGCUCCUGUCAAGACUAUGUACUUUAUUGUCUGGGACUUUUUUAGAACUGGUCUCUUAUUUUUCCUCAAAUUACUCUUAUCAUAUAACCACACAAUAUUGUUUUAUUGUUCCUUAAAAUUUGAAUAAUAUUGUAAAUACUGGUUUGUCAUUGUGAAAAGACUAGCUUUUUAUCAAUACAGUAAAUGCUAUAUAUGCAUUAUAUCUAUAAUUAUAUAUCUGUAUUUUACAAAAAUGCCACAGAAAAUAUAUUAAAGUGUGUAUUCAAACACUUUUUACUACAUUUGGAAAACUGAGAGGCUUGAGCCUAUUUUUUUCACUAGAGUUUCAGCAAGAGCAAAGGCAGUGACUCAAAGGUAAGCUCUAAAUUUCAGAGACUUAAUACAGCAAGCUCCAACAAGCCCACAGUUCUUCAACCACCUACAGCUGAACCUCUCUUUAUAUUUCUAUGCAAAGAAUCGUCCCAACAAAUGCUGUGUAUAAGGAGAUAGUGGGCUGAAAGCAGACCUGUGAGGUUUUUCGUGGGGAAAAGGGACUGAGCUGCUUACCAGGGUCUUUAGCCAGUGACGGAACUUUGGUACUUCUCGUAGCCCAUGUCAUCCCAGCUGCCAAACCAGUUCAGCUGCCCUGUAUCAACUGGAUCUGAGAAGUUAGCACUUCCAUGUGACCAAUUUCUUGAGCUGGAGCUUGGUACUCUGUGCUUUUUCUCUCUCUGUAUUUCUUUGGUAAUUGCCCUUUGGUUCUGCUCGUUCUAAAUGCAAAAAGCCAUUGAUUUUGAAGGCAGAAUUUAUGACCAAUAAUCAUCUGGGUAUACUGUUACUCAGCAAUGAGCAGUAUUUCUCCCUCCAGGAAUACUGUUAGGCAUAGUGGCCUUAUUUCCUAUUGUACUGCAAUAAACGAUUCCAUGUGACGUAGGGCACAGGGCCUGAAAAUCUGAUUACUUCAGAGACUGGGGUUUCAUAGUCACUUAACACCAGCAUUGUUGCAAAUGACCAGAAUUAGGACAAGAGAAGUAGGCAUGAAAUGCUUGAUCAUAAAUAUCAGGCCUCCAGGGAGAAUGAAAGCUUCUGUUUUUAAUAAAAGAACAGUCUUUUUUUUUAUUAUUAUGAUUUUAUUUUAUUUUUUUCUAUAGUACCAUCCGACUCUAAAAGGGCUCAUUUCUGCUUCAGCAGAGACACGACUGGAGCUACUUGAAACUCAUGGACAUUGUUGUCAUUAAUGCUAGUAAGCCUGUUCCUUAAGCAGUUCAACAGAAAAAAAUAUAAAUCAUCCUCAGAAAUAGUUCACAAGUUAUAUGGGUAUAUUUUUCUUGUAAAGAUAAUAUAUCUAAUUAAUCUAUACAGAAGUAUGCUUAAAAAGGUUGCAAUUCAUCAUGAUGAGUUAGUGCUUUUUUUUCAGGUUGACUCUGCACUUCAGAUGACAAAAACUGUUAAUUUGUCAGUUGGGUUCUUCAUUCAUGUGAUCCUCAAGAUUCAAUAUUUUGCCUUGUAUCUAACACAAAGUUGUAGAUAUGUCAAUUUAAUAUAUGCAAAACUACAGGAAAAUUCUUUUUUUUGCCUUAUAUUCCAUCAUAUUCCUCAGAUGGUUGAUUCAAAACAUUGGUUUGACAAGGUGACACACACUUCUAAGAGGUGAUGACUUUCAUCAUUAGGAAAUAACAUUUCUAGAGAAUUCAAGUUUCUUUAAAUGCUUUUUGUCGGUGCUGUUGUGUUCAAACUCUGAAAAGGUGUUUGUUACCCAAAAAACCAAAUCCUUUGCAGUCACCACUUACUCUUGAAAUCCUGUGUAGUCACCACUUACUCUUGAAAAGCAGUGUUGAAUUGGCCAUAAAACCAUCUCAGUUAGCUGGUCCCCAAACAGAGCAAUUACAACAAAAUGAGAAUCUGAAUCUUCUGCCUCAAUUUUAGAAUUUGAAGUCCAUAAAGUAAAUGUUUUUAAGAAGCAUCAGUAAAUCUGCUCAGAUACUGUGGGCAUAUAGAGACACUCAGCUGUUCUACUACUGCAGAAUGAACAUGAAGCUUCCAUAAGAUGGAUAAAUUUCCAAAUUUUUUUUUUUUUUUUGAGGCCUUUCUAAAUGUUGGAGGUAGCACCCAGGUUUCAAAACAAGCACCUGGGCUCUGGUUUUGCAGCAGGGAGUGGCAGGAGACAUGGAGAUCACACAAAUGGAGCCUGCAGUGCCACCACACACUUUUGGAAUGUCACAGGUGCUGUGGUGUCACCCACAAUGUACAGUUCUAACCAAGCACAUCUCAGUGCACUUCUCACAGGAGGCUGUAGCCUAAACUGAGAACUGACAUCAAAGGCUGGCCAGGAAGGAUAAAGUGUGAUGUGAAAAUCUUUGCUCUACCAGAAAGCUGGGCCAAGGCAGUGAAUGUUAAGCAAAACCCAGCGCAGACUUGGCCUUUGUCAAUGCUGCUGCCACUUUGACCAAUCCACGCCCUUAUGUUCAUUUGCACACCGCUGGUUUUAUUUAGAUGCUAUAAUAGAGGGCCAAGAAUAAAUUUAGAGCACAUUGAAGGAAACCUGGACCCACUGUGGCCAGUGGUAAUGUUGCCACUGACUUGAGCUUUAUGGAUACCACAUUUCCAGACCCUGAGACAUCCCCCUUUCUGUUCCAGAGCGUUUUACCCGCACAGCAGCUGUAGUCAUAAUGGUCUUGGCCCUUUUUCUGUCCAUCUGUGAUGUUUUUCAGAUGGAUAACUGGCUUUUUGCAUUUCACAUUCUUGUAUUUAAUUUUUAAAUUUGUGAUUCUGCAGUUUUUGGGGCAUAGACUGAAAGACAAGACAAGGUUGCAACUCGUUGCUCCAUCCCCCAGAAGCCUGGCCGAUGGAUGGUGUAUCCUUUCCACUGCAGAUAAUUGACUAUAUAUUUCCCCACAAUGUUUUUAUUGUAUUUUGCAGAGAAAAGUAAUAAAAAUAGAGGCUGUAUCACAAUCAAA
Molecule: messenger RNA, 7668 nt
Organism: Haemorhous mexicanus (house finch)
Lineage: Eukaryota; Metazoa; Chordata; Aves; Passeriformes; Fringillidae
Gene: TBX18
Product: T-box transcription factor 18
Exons: 8
Coding region: 453-2231 (592 amino acids)
Biological process (GO): somitogenesis; positive regulation of DNA-templated transcription; morphogenesis of embryonic epithelium
Cellular component (GO): nucleus
Molecular function (GO): DNA-binding transcription factor activity, RNA polymerase II-specific; RNA polymerase II cis-regulatory region sequence-specific DNA binding
Source: RefSeq, a predicted model, not a curated record